UAAUCCUCGCAACACAGAGCAAAUAUCUCUCUCUCUCUCGCACCCCCUCCCUCAUCUAAUAACCAUCAUAUCGCCAUGCAAGCUCCCUCCUUCGCCUACAUAUCCUCUAUUGAAAGUGCCUAUAUAGAAGCUGAUGACCAAGGAGAUGAGGAGUCCCUCUUUCUUUCUCUUAGCCCUCCUGGACAACAACACAUUACUAGACACCCAAAUCAUCGCCGUUCUUCAAUCCAUCCUAGGAAUAUUCAAGAAAACCCUAGUAAUUUUGAAAGUGGUGUAACAAUAGCUCUCCAUAUUGGUCCUCCAACAGCCGGAGCAAGGACCAGCAACCGCCCAGAUAAUCACAUUGGCUCUCUAGUUGAAGGACAGUACUGGAUUCCUUCCCCAGCUCAAAUCCUUGUCGGCCCGACACAGUUCACUUGCUCUGUCUGCAAUAAAACAUUCAAUAGAUACAACAACAUGCAGAUGCAUAUGUGGGGGCAUGGAUCACAAUAUCGAAAGGGACCCGAUUCACUAAAAGGACCAAAACAAGCUUCUUCUACGCUAAGACUGCCAUGUUAUUGCUGCGCUGAAGGAUGCAAGAACAACAUAGAGCACCCAAGAUCAAGGCCGUUGAAGGACUUCAAGACUCUACAAACACAUUACAAAAGAAAGCAUGGUGCAAAACCAUUUGGAUGCCGAAAAUGUGGCAAACCUUUUGCAGUUAGAGGUGACUGGAGGACACAUGAGAAGAAUUGUGGUAAGCUUUGGUUCUGCAUAUGCGGUUCUGAUUUUAAGCAUAAGAGGUCCCUUAAAGACCAUGUGCGUGCUUUUGGUGAUGGCCAUGCUGCGCAUACCGUGGACAUGUGUCAUGAUAUUGAUGAAGAAGAAGAUCAAGAGGACGAUAUUAAUAAUAUGGAAGAUUAACACUAUGAUAAUAGUAGAUUAGCUGACAGUGAAGGUCUAUAUAUAUCUAGAAUUAUUUGGAGUUUUUUUUUUUGGUAAGAAUUUCCAUAAUUUGCCAGUCAUGACUAUUUUGGUGUAUUGCCCAUCCGUGGGAGAGCAAGAGUGGGAGAGAGAGAGGAUGAGGACAAACAGUACAUUGAAAGCUAGGUAGGCAGCAUUUAAUGUUAAAAGCGUUAGCUCGAUUGUCUUAUUAAAGAAGCCCCUUUUUUUUACAACUUUUUUCAUGCGAAUAAAAUAGAGAGAGAGAGAGAGGUAAUCAGUCGUGGUCUGGCCAGAAUCAUCAAAGGUAGUCAAGUGAGUAAAUUCAGUGGUGAGUGCAGAUAAGAGCAGACAUGCAGACAUCUACAGUAGUCACAUAUUCUACUAUUCACAGCUUGGCAUUUGCCACAGAUAUUGCGUACCCUCUCUUUCUCUUCUCUGUCACAUAUUCACACAACGCAGAGAGAAAGAGAGUGAUAUCCCAUAUGGGUUCAGUCCCUCCGAGCUUCGACUACCACUACAAACACUUUGAUCGAGCCUCUUUUGUCAGUGAGAGAGACUGAGAGAGAGAGAGUAACGAGGGACCACUGAGUUUUGCUGUUUUUGGGGUUUCACCCGAAGAGGUACCUUUUUUCCUUUUCAGAUGAACUACAAACAGAUCACCACGACGCAUUUUUCAGGCCUCUGUUCUUGCCGCUUUUAACCCUAAUAAUGUGUCCAUGCAUGCCCUAGCUGCCUAGGCUUUUAGCAC
Molecule: messenger RNA, 1672 nt
Organism: Populus euphratica (Euphrates poplar)
Lineage: Eukaryota; Viridiplantae; Streptophyta; Magnoliopsida; Malpighiales; Salicaceae
Gene: DOT5
Product: C2H2-like zinc finger protein
Exons: 2
Coding region: 76-903 (275 amino acids)
Biological process (GO): regulation of gene expression; anatomical structure development
Cellular component (GO): nucleus
Molecular function (GO): DNA-binding transcription factor activity
Source: RefSeq, a predicted model, not a curated record